CAAUCGGAAGGUUGGGCCCUCAAGCAUCGGUGCAGCCCUCCCGCGUGCACCUGUUCACCUGCGCACGCCAGACAAGACGGGACAAUUGCAUUGCAACGUACAACGACACCGACACUGACACCGACUGAGCAUGCACUCAUGAGCACACACACACACACACAUUCAUCUAGAGCCGUGCGAGCAGAGACAAGCAGACACGAGCAGGAGGUGACCUGUCAGCGCAGCUUGGAUUGGGGAAAGUCUGACAAGAGCUGA
This is a messenger RNA of Protopolystoma xenopodis, 255 nucleotides long. Lineage: Eukaryota; Metazoa; Platyhelminthes; Monogenea; Polystomatidea; Polystomatidae. The record is from the annotation of a GenBank genome assembly.